ACCAAAACUACCGGCGUGCCAGAAGCGAUGGAAUAAUUAUCGGCGCCAUUGCAAUACAGCUUGAUCGAGCAAUGUUGUCCCUGAGUACCGAGUAUAAAACUUCUCUUCGGCAUCGGAUUAUUCAUCAGUACAUCUUCAGAUAUCAUUUGGUGAACAGAUUUCAACCAGCUUAAAAGAUCAGCAUGUUCAAGCUCCUUGCCCUGAUCGCCUGUUUGGCCAUCGUUGCUUCGGCCCAGUACCAUGGAGAACCCGAACACAAGGAACACUACGCACACCCGAAGUACAAGUUCGAGUAUGGAGUGAAGGAUCCCCACACCGGUGACCACAAGAGCCAGUGGGAAGUACGUGAUGGCGAUGUCGUCAAGGGAGCCUACACUCUGCACGAGGCCGAUGGAACCGAGCGUGUGGUCGAGUACAAGUCGGACGGUCACAACGGAUUCGAGGCUGAUGUAAAGAAGGUCGGACAUGCUCAUCACCCCCAGAACUAUCCCAGCCAUCCCGUCCAUGUUCCAGUGCAUGUGCCUGUACAUGCCCCGACCCAUGCUCCAGUGCAUGUUCCGGAGCAUCGUGUACAUCAUGGACACUCGGGUGCCAGCUACGUCAAUGUCGAUAAGCACUACUAAACGACUGCUUAUUUUCCAGACCAUCGUUCAGCUAAAUCAUGAUGUGAUAAGUAAUAAACAAUGAUCUGCAAAGAAUGAUCCUUCGAAAAGGAAUGAGAGAUUAGUUUUUCAUGAUUGUCGUCCGAUUGAUUGACUGAAUGACUAAUGACAGAAUAUCUUUAUUUGACUAGGAAACAUCUGAUCACAAAAAUUCCUUCGUUACCUAUAGUUUUCUUUCCUGUCUCGUUGGCAGAAUAAGUGGAAAACGGAUGAACUCGGAAGGUUCCUUUAUGGUCAGUCUCAUAGGACUGAAGAGAUUACAAUUUUUACAUUACAUUUCCUCCUUUUAUUUUGUCAUAUCCCGGGCAUAUCCAUUUGUGUAGGUGUGUUUUGUCGCGGUUGUAAUUUUUGGUGCUAUUAUCGAGUGUUAGAGAUGUUCUAUUUCAAUAUGUUCUUCGAUCCGUCCAGUUAUACUGUCGUGUUGUGAUUUUCCACAUCGUUGAAGCACCUCCACAGCAUCACACUGUCGUCUGAACCAGAUUGCUAUAGAUCUAGAGCAACAAGAUUUGCCGUGAAUCGAGAAAAUAUUCUGGUGAAUGCACAUCCCCACAGAACCCAAAUAAAUAAAUAAAUUAAUAAAUUAAUAAAUAAAUAAAUGAAAUUGUCAAUAUCAAGAUGUUUCAUUUUAACUCUUUCACUGUUAAAAACUUUACGUUGGUAUGGCUAGGUUACACAUUCAUUUUUCGUUGUAGGAAUGUAUUCAU
This is a messenger RNA of Anopheles funestus (African malaria mosquito), 1366 nucleotides long. RefSeq names its product cuticle protein 8-like. Gene Ontology annotation, cellular component: extracellular matrix. The record is from RefSeq and is a predicted model, not a curated record. The coding region runs from base 183 to 623 and encodes 146 amino acids. The transcript is spliced from 2 exons. Lineage: Eukaryota; Metazoa; Arthropoda; Insecta; Diptera; Culicidae.